GUCUGGCUGCAGCCGAGAGAGAGUCUGAAGGAUGAAGUUUGCCGUUGUGCUCCUGAGCCUCCUGUCUGUGGGCCGCGCGGCUCCUCUGCCGGGCUGCCAGACUCUGCUCACGCCCGUCUCAGUGCAGAAGGAGCAGAUGUUGGGUCGCCUGCACUACAUCGGCGGGAGCUCGGACCUGCCCGGCAGCCGGUCUCUGGCCCACCUGAUGACCGACGUGAGGCUGGACAUCAGCGCCACCAGCCAGAGCCACGUGCUGGACUUUGUCCAGACUCAGAAAAUAUAUGGCGACUGCUCAAGUUUAGUGUACAACGUGACUUUUGAAAACAGUACUUUGCUCAUUGAGCGGCCAUUCUACCUGAAGGAAGUCUACCUGCCGACAGACUGCCCCGACUGUCUGGUGGCGUAUGAAGAAGUCACGUCCGCAGGACAAACCUUCACCAGCCUGAUGCUCUUCAGCAAGAGUCAGAGUGUCUCGCCAGCAGACGAAGACAACCUCAGGAGACAAGCAGAGUGUCUGCAGAUGCCAAAACCGAUUUUCAUGAUCCCAGACUACGAAGGCUGUCCUGACAGCACCCCACGCUCCGAGGGGAUCAGCGCCUUAAACUCGCUGCUGGAGAACAGGAUGGGACACCGCGUGGCCCGAGUCCUCGAUCGAAUCUUCGACUGGUUGGUCAACUGAAGACCAACUGAUAAAGUACUGCAGCACCUACAUAGAAUUUUGACAAUAAAAUAGCUGCUUCACUUUAAAGAUCUAGAGCUAGUGCGCAACAUUUCAGCAGCACAAAAAAGAGGUCAAUGCUGUGUGUUUCAUCGAAUCAUCCCUUAUUACUGUACAAUUCCAAGGAGGAGUCCACAUGAGGGCAACACUCCAUAACGUCUGGUUGCUCACCAUUUGGUAGCAAGCGUUUCUCCGAUCAGGAGCUUUGGCAUAGCUCCAGAUGUUGAGUCACUCCCCUGGGCUCAGGACUUAUUUCUUCCAAGAUUGUUUUGGAUGUGUGCGUGACAUUGCUGGAGAACCCCUGAUCUUUGACUCAAACCAAGGGACUUCCACUGAGCAACACGCUUCUCUCUAAAGUCCUUGCUAGCAGAUGCAGCAAAAGAGCACCACACCAUUGUCUGUCCAGCGAUGUUCCUCAUGGUUCCAUGCUUCCCAGACAUCUCAGUAGCAUGGUGCACUGUUGAAACAGGGAUUCCAAGGUCAUCUGUCUGCACACGCCUGUCCGUCUUCACCAUAAGAAAGAGGGAUAUGUGGCAUCAUGCACUGGGGACUGGAACAAAUGCCGAGCUGCUCGCUCACUUUCUUCUGAAUCUGGGGUCCUACUUUUGCUCAGAUCCUUCUCUGCUGUCCCCUGAUGUGGGUUAGUGCGACUCCCCUUUGUCAAAAAAAUAGUGGAGUCUAUUUUAAAUUCAACAGCCCCUGGGUGGACGGGACGGGGCAGUGUUGGCUGGUCAGUAGAGGGCGCCAUGGUGCCGCCCCACCACCUACCAAGGUAUGUUGCAGACAUUAGAAAAGGAUGUUUAAAAGUGAAAACAAUAUUGUGAACAAUAUGAUCAUACUUUUAAUUGAGCAAGAUAGAUGUUAUAUAGACGACACAUUGACUGUUACCGUUGACUGUCAUCAAUGCUCUGGUUCAGCGUUCAAGGUUCAGAAUCCCUGAUGUCGAAUUCCCUCCUGAGAAAGCGCAGAUCCUAGCUUUCUGUAACUGAGUAUGUUAAAUGGUUAUAGAUUAUUAACAUAACAAUGUUUGUUUUUGCUCUUUUUAACAACAGUUUUGUCGUGUGUCAGACUGCUAUUUGAAUGGCAGCAUUGCCCAA
Messenger RNA from Synchiropus splendidus (mandarinfish), 1815 nucleotides. RefSeq lists its product as uncharacterized. The transcript is spliced from 6 exons. Lineage: Eukaryota; Metazoa; Chordata; Actinopteri; Syngnathiformes; Callionymidae. The record is from RefSeq and is a predicted model, not a curated record. Bases 32 to 679 code for a protein of 215 amino acids.